Messenger RNA from Cicer arietinum (chickpea), 1106 nucleotides. NCBI's taxonomy places the organism in Eukaryota, Viridiplantae, Streptophyta, Magnoliopsida, Fabales, Fabaceae. The record is from RefSeq and is a predicted model, not a curated record.
CCCAAGAGCGUGUACAAAAUUUUUCCACAAUCAAAUUUCAUAUCUAGAAACUGCUAAUAGUCUUGGACGAUCAAGUGACAAAGUCCAAUCUUUAAUUUGGAUUUGAAACAUGCACUGCCAAAACCACUUUUCGAUUGCAAUUGUGUUAAUUAUUUCGAUAACCAUUCUAUUUUAUUCAACACUAACUAGAGCUUUUGGUGAACCUGAGUACGGAUACAAAGAAAAAAGUGCAAAGGGGCCUAAACAUUGGGGUGAUCUCAAAAAAGAAUGGGCAGCUUGUAAAGGGGAGAUGCAAUCUCCUAUUGAUUUGUCUAGUGACAGAGUGAGUGUGAUCCCAAAUUUGGGGAAGCUAAAUAGAAGCUACAAGCCUCAACAUGCUACUAUAUCCAACAGAGGCCACGAUAUUGCAGUGAGUUGGGAAGCGGAUGCUGGCUCGAUAGACAUCAAUGGAACACAAUAUUUCCUCCAAACAACCCAUUGGCACUGGCCAUCUGAACAUACCAUCAAUGGCCGCAGGUAUGAUUUGGAGUUGCACAUGGUUCAUGUUAGCCCUCAGCCAGAUGGAAUCAACAAGACUACCGUUGUUGGUGUUUUGUACAAGUUUGGUUCACCCGAUCCAUUUCUCUCCAAGCUUGGAAAGUACAUAAUGGACAUUCCUGAUGAAGAAGAAGAGAAAAGUAUAGGGAUUAUUGAUCCCUCAAAAAUACUCAAGAUGGGCGGGAGUAUGUAUUACAGAUAUAUGGGGUCACUCACUGCACCUCCUUGCACUGAAGGUGUCAUUUGGACCAUUAAUAAAAAGAUAAGAACUGUUUCAAGAGGACAAGUGAAGUUAUUGAAGAAUUCCGUACUUAAAUAUGUAAUAUGCAAAAAGGAAUGCAAGGCCGGUGCAGAUCCUGAAUCAGCGAGAGAUUGAACUUUACGACCCAAAGACAAAGAAUAUACCUCACUAUUGAUUUAUGCAUAUAGUAUUUAUUUUUUUUUUUUCAAUUCAUUUGAUUCAGUAUUUGUUUUCAAUCCAUUACUAUGUAUAUUGAUGUACUAUUUAUGUGGGUAGAAACACAUACGCAACCAUUUUUAUAGUCUAUAAUUAUUUUAAUUUUUUAAAA